AUGAUAGUCAGCAGUGGUGGGGAACUGGUAGGCAGGAGCGGCGUGCAGAGAGAAGCUCCUGAAGCGGACAAUAUCUCAUCAUUGUGGCACCAUCAGCCUCGGCACACACGGGAAAAACGCUUCACUGAUGUUAUCCACUCAACCAUUUCUCAAGGGGGCCGUGUGUUGAUUCCAGCAUUUGCCCUUGGUCGUGCGCAGGAGCUUCUCCUGAUCCUUGAUGAAUAUUGGGCAAAUCAUCCUGAACUCCAGAAUAUUCCCAUCUAUUAUGCUUCUCCUCUUGCAAAGAAGUGUUUGACUGUGUAUGAGACAUACACCCUUUCCAUGAAUGACAGGAUCCAGAAUGCAAAGUCCAACCCCUUUUCCUUCAAACACGUAUCAGCUUUAAGUAGCAUUGAAGUUUUCAAAGAUGUUGGACCAUCUGUGGUCAUGGCCAGUCCUGGUGGACUUCAGAGUGGGCUGUCACGACAAUUAUUUGAUAUGUGGUGCUCUGAUAAGAAAAAUGCUUGUGUUUUACCUGGGUAUGUUGUUGAAGGGACAUUGGCAAAAACGAUCAUCAAUGAACCCAAGGAGGUGACUCUCAUGAAUGGACUCACUGCACCACUGAACAUGCAGGUGCAUUACAUUUCCUUUUCUGCUCAUGCUGACUCUGCUCAAACAAGUGCAUUCUUAGAAGAGCUCAACCCUCCUAAUAUAAUUCUCGUUCAUGGGGAAGCUAAUGAGAUGGGCAGGCUCAAACAGAAGCUCAUGACUCAAUUUGCUGAUCGCAACACUAAGAUUCUUACUCCGAAAAACUGUCAAUCUGUUGAGAUGUAUUUUAAUUCACAGAAAAUGGCAAAAACCAUAGGGAAGCUGGCUGAAAAAACACCUGAAGUUGGAGAAACCGUCAGUGGUUUGCUAGUUAAAAAAGGCUUCACAUAUCAGAUAAUGGCACCUGAAGACCUGCAUGUCUUUUCACAGCUAACAACAACAAAUGUCACACAGAGAAUUACCAUCCCUUAUUCAGGUGCCUUUAAUGUCAUAAGCCAUAGACUCAAACAGAUAUAUGAGAGUGUAGAGCAGUCAGUGGAUGAAGAAUCUGGAGUUCCAACAUUGCAAAUCCACGAGUGUGUGACUGUGAAGCAUGAAUCUGAAAAGCAUAUCUCCUUGCAUUGGACAUCAGACCCCAUUAGUGACAUGGUAUCAGAUUCUAUUGUAGCUCUGAUUUUAAAUAUCAGCCGUGACAUCCCAAAAGUAAUGGCUGAUUCCGAUGCCAUUAAAAUUGAGGAAGAGAAUGAGAAGAAGGCAGAGAAGGUUAUGCAUGCCCUCCUGGUUUCACUCUUUGGAGAUGUGAAGGUAGGUGAGAAUGGGAAAUUGAUAAUUAACAUUGAUGGGAAUAUAGCAGAGCUCAACAAAGAAAGUGGGGAAGUUGAGAGUGAAAAUGAAGGUCUCAAGGAAAGAGUAAGGACAGCAUUCCGGCGCAUUCAAAGUUCUGUGAAGCCAAUACCUCUUUCUGCCCCAUAGUUCAUUCCUUACAUUGUCUUGGGAAAUGGUGAAAUGCCAGCGAUAAGGAACACUAGCUCACAUGCUCCGCUAACAUGAGAUAUUUAUCACAAUAUGUAGUUACUGUCUCUUUAAUAUAAUGAGCUUGGACAACAGAAUUCUCUGCUUUAUUUUGUUUAUUCUUCGAGUAUUUAAUCAUUCAAUUUAAACUUAUUUUCUUCAAA
Messenger RNA from Cajanus cajan (pigeon pea), 1703 nucleotides. The record is from RefSeq and is a predicted model, not a curated record. Lineage: Eukaryota; Viridiplantae; Streptophyta; Magnoliopsida; Fabales; Fabaceae.